AAUAGCUCGAGAAAUUGCUCAAAUGUUGGCUGCGAAGGAAGAAUAUGUACGCAUCUCAAGGACUUUCCUUCGUGAAUUCGUACGAUCACUUCUUCGCGUGGAUUUCGACUUCGCCCUCUUUUCCUCGCAUCUCUUCAGUGCGGUCGUUGAAGAUUUUUCACCUGCCACAGCUCCGGUAUUUCUAUUCAAAUCACUGAUUGAUUUAUGCGUGAUGCUACCAUUUCUGGCAAUUACACCAACGGUUCGUGAAGGGGCACAGCAACGACGCAGUGCAAAUGGUAAUUUAACGCAGGCUCAUAUCGAUGCACUGCAAAAGUUCGUUCAUUUUCGUUUCAUACAAAUUUAUAUUUUACGUUAA
Gongylonema pulchrum is the source of this 358-nucleotide messenger RNA. Lineage: Eukaryota; Metazoa; Nematoda; Chromadorea; Rhabditida; Gongylonematidae. The record is from the annotation of a GenBank genome assembly.